AUGUUCAGAAACACUUUGACAAAACAAGUCCGUUUAUUUUCUACUACCAACGCCAAGUUUGGCACUAAAGUCUUUAUGGAACCUUCCAUCAAUGGUACAAAAGUUGGCAGAAUUGAAUUCGAAUUAUACGAUGACGUUGUCCCAAAGACAGCUGAAAACUUCAGAGCUUUAUGUACCGGUGAAAAGGGAUUCGGUUACAAGAAUGUCCCAUUCCACAGAAUCAUCCCAAACUUCAUGCUACAAGGUGGCGACACUGAUUUAGCUAAUGGUAUGGGUGGUAAAUCAAUUUAUGGUGAUAGAUUCAACGACGAAAACUUCGUUAAGUUGCACACCAAACCAGGUCUAUUAUCAAUGGCCAAUGCUGGCCCAAACACAAACGGUUCCCAAUUCUUUAUUACAACUGUCCCAUGUAAAUGGUUAGAUGGCCACCAUGUUGUGUUCGGUGAAGUCACCAAAGGUAUGGACAUUGUCAAGAAGAUCGAGUCCUAUGGCUCUGAAAAUGGUACUCCAAGUGCUGAGAUCAUUAUCGAGGAAGCUGGUGAAUUGUAA
This is a messenger RNA of Tetrapisispora phaffii CBS 4417, 549 nucleotides long. RefSeq names its product peptidylprolyl isomerase CPR3 (gene CPR3). Gene Ontology annotation, biological process: protein folding; protein peptidyl-prolyl isomerization. The transcript has a single exon. Lineage: Eukaryota; Fungi; Ascomycota; Saccharomycetes; Saccharomycetales; Saccharomycetaceae. The record is from RefSeq and is a predicted model, not a curated record. Gene Ontology annotation, molecular function: peptidyl-prolyl cis-trans isomerase activity. The coding region runs from base 1 to 549 and encodes 182 amino acids.